UCCUAUUCUCUCGUCCAGUCGAGUUCGGUCAGGUGAUCUAGCUCGCUGGAGCAGCUGGGAAGCCUCGCUAUCGUUCUCUAUCAAACAAACAGACGAACAGUAGCGAAACUACGGAGAUAGGCGCUGUAUACAUACCGACGGAUAUAUACAAUAAACCUAGACAUACUACACAGGACGCGUUGUGACAAGAUUACGGCAUGGGGGACCGUAUUUCUUUGUUGCUUCUGAUUUUUGCGGCCGCUGGGCAAGCGGUAGAGGUGUCCACAGAUGGUGGGUUGGGCCUGCUGGCUGAGCCACAGGUAGCCAUGUUCUGCGGGAAGCUCAACAUGCAUGUGGACGUCCAAAGUGGCAAGUGGGAGUCGGACCCAUCUGGCACCAAAAGCUGCAUCGGGACCAAGGAAGGCAUCCUGCAGUACUGUCAAGAGGUGUACACUGAGCUCCAGAUAACCAACGUGGUGGAGGCCAACCAGCCAGUCAGCAUCCAGAACUGGUGUAAAAAGGGCCGCAAGCAGUGCCGCAGCCACCUGCAUAUUGUGGUGCCUUACCGGUGCCUAGUGGGGGAGUUUGUCAGCGAUGCCUUGCUUGUCCCAGAUAAGUGCAAGUUCCUUCACCAGGAGCGCAUGGAUAUGUGUGAGAGCCACCUGCACUGGCAUACUGUGGCCAAAGAGUCCUGUGGAGACCGCACCUUGAGCCUGCACGACUAUGGCAUGCUGCUGCCCUGUGGCAUUGACCGUUUCCGGGGGGUAGAGUUUGUGUGCUGUCCGUCGGAGAGGGAGGCCGACAGCGGUGAGCAGGAGGAUGACGACUCGGACGUGUGGUGGGGAGGAGCCGAGAUUGACUAUGCGGAGAACAGUAUGGCCAGGGGAGUCAUUGAUCCAGAGGAACCCGAGCCCCAGAAGCAGCAGGAAGAAGAGGCAGAAGAGACUGCUCCUGCCAUGGAGGAAGAAGAUGAAGAUUUGGUGCAGGAAGAGGAGCAGGAUGAGAAUGAGGAGGUGCUGGAAGAAGAGGUGCUGGAGAACGACCAGGACGGAGAUGGGGACGACGAGGAGGACAAUGACGUCAUUGACAAGCACGAUGACAGUGAGCCCACCACCAGUGUCGCCAUGACCACCACUACCACCGAGUCUGUGGAAGAAGUUGUUAGAGAAGUGUGUUGGGCGAGUGCUGAGACCGGCCCAUGCCGCGCCAUGCUGGCUCGCUGGUACUUUGACCGCAAAGAGGGCCGCUGUGCCCAGUUCAUCUAUGGUGGCUGCGGAGGCAACCGCAAUAACUUUGAGUCGGAGGAAUACUGCCUGUCUGUCUGCAGCACCACCAUGGCCACUGCCGCCCCCGAUGCUAUGAACCGCUACCUGGAUGCACCUGGGGAUGACAACGAGCAUGCCCACUUCAACAAAGCCAAGGAAAGCUUGGAAGCCAAACACCGGGAUAGAAUGUCUGAGGUGAUGAGAGAGUGGGAGGAGGCAGAGAGAGAGGCCAAGAAUCUACCACGUGCUGAUAAGAAGGCUGUCAUCCAGCGUUUCCAGGAGAAGGUGGAGAUGUUGGAGCAGGAGGCAGCCAGCGAGCGGCAGCAGCUGGUGGAGACUCACAUGGCCCGGGUGGAAGCCCUGCUUAAUGACCGCCGUCGUCUAGCCCUGGAGAGCUACCUGACCUCCCUGCAAGCUGAACCACCCAGGCCUCGUCAUGUAUUCAGUCUUUUGAAGAAGUACGUCCGUGCAGAGCAGAAGGACAGACAACACACCCUCAAACACUUUGAGCAUGUUCGCAUGGUUGACCCCAAGAAGGCUGCUCAGAUCCGACCACAGGUACUGACUCACCUGCGUGUUAUUGAUGAGAGGAUGAACCAGUCCCUGAGUCUGCUGUACAAGGUGCCUGGAGUGGCUGACAACAUCCAGGACCAAAUUGAGCUGCUACAGAAAGAGCAGUCAGAGAUGGCCCAGCAGCUGUCCAACUUGCAGAGCGAUGUACGUGUGAGCUACGGCAACGAUGCCCUGAUGCCUGACAGUCUCCCGGACAGCACAGGUCCUUCCCUGGACAUACUGCCCCAGGAAGAAGGCCUGGGCCUGGACGGAAUAGGCUUCAUCCACCCUGUGAGCUUCAACCAGUUUGACGGUGACGACCUGGCAGAGCCUGUGCAUGCUCACCCCUUUCCUGAUAGAGGACUUCCCACUCGACCAGUGUCUGGUCUGAAGCCCCAAGAAAUACCAGAGCUCAGGAUGGAGGCUGAGGAGAGGCGCAGCGCUGGAUAUGAAGUGCACCAUCAGAAACUAGUGUUCUUUGCUGAGGAUGUCAGCUCAAACAAGGGAGCCAUCAUCGGGCUUAUGGUGGGCGGUGUCGUCAUAGCAACCGUCAUUGUCAUCACCCUGGUGAUGCUGCGGAAGAAGCAGUACACAUCCAUUCAUCACGGUGUCAUUGAGGUGGAUGCAGCAGUGACCCCUGAGGAGCGUCACCUGUCCAAGAUGCAGCAGAAUGGCUACGAGAACCCCACCUACAAGUUCUUUGAGCAAAUGCAGAACUGAGGGAUGGCAAGCUCUCUCAACCCACCCCUUGACUCCCUCCAAAACCCCCACCUUGAUCCUCCUCCUCAGGCAGUAUGGGCUGGAACCAGGCACUUCUAUCACUCCUGGUAUAGACAAAGAUUGUCCCCUUUAGUGCUGGUCCCAGAGUCUGUUUUCUUUAUUUGGAAAUGAGUUGACAGACAAAAUAGAGUAGGGAGAUGUACACUCCAGAUUGGUGUUGUAAAGCGGGCAUUCUCUGGCUGCCCUGCCAGCCCCACUGUCCCCAAACAAUAUACUACUGCACUCUCUAUAUGCCGAUGUAUAGACGAGGUCUUAUGGGUGAAUGAUGGCUUUCCCAGCCUCCCUUCCUCCUUCCUGUCUUUGGGGCGUUCUUAUAACAGCAGUGCUGUGUUAUGUCACACAAGGCUAAGAACAGUGAUGCUGAUGGUAAUAAUACACUCUAAACAAGCUCUUUUCUUUUAGAGUUAUUCUAUAAUUUUGUUUUUCAAAAAAAAGAAAGAAGCACAAAAAUAAAUCACAUAUAAAGAUGGGGGGGAAAAAAAUAAACGUUUCUUUUUUAUCGCGUGUAAUGUAAUGAAGUAAUGCUGAAAAAUGUAUCUGUUCCUAUUUAAUGCAUGAUUAUGAACAUUUCUAGGGGGUUGUUGAAAAUUUUAAAAAAUAAAUAUCUUUCUGCUUCUCUGGAGAGAUACUCACAUAGAGAUUAUCAUUCUAACAGGAUUGUACAUUUAGUAUCUUCUUGUGAUCACGUGAUUUAAAAACAACAACGUCGGAUAAAAAAUAUAUAUAUAUCUGCUUGGAUAUCAUGUUAAGUACACUGAGAUAGAUCUGUGGAUUUUGGGAUUUAAAAAGUUUAUUUUCUAUUUCAACCAUGCUACUACAUUCUUAAAACUAUGCGGGGGGCUGGCUUGAUCAGUAUGUGUAUUUUAUUAUUAUCUGAUGUUUGUGUUGGCCUCUUCUUGCGUUUAGCAGACUUCUAUGUAGAGGCUUUUUGACUGCUUAUUUUGGAUUUAGUUUUUUGCUUCCCUGUUGUUUUGUGUUUUUUGUAUUUGUAGGUUGGAAUAUGUAAAGGGGGGGGGUGUAAAUGGAAGUGGAAGAAUAGAGUUAUGGGAGGAGGGUGGAUGAGUCUGUGUGGAGGUUAUCAAGUCUAGAUAGCUUUCUCCUUUCAGUGCUAUUUUUCCGCAGAAAAGACCAAGGGUCUUCUCCUCUGUACGUUAAUGUUUGUGAUAAGAGCAAUCCAAUACAGUUUGUUCCCAGUUUGUUCUUCUUUUUCUUUUGUUUCUUUCACUGCCGAGAUUAGAAACUAAACAGGUGCAAUGCAGAGGGGGUGAUAGGGGUUGUAAGAUGGAAUGAAGAGGUCGAGAGGGAAUAACUAGCUGUUCCAGAUGUCCAGUGUGAAACCUCCCCCCCACCCCCCACAUCACACAUACACACUCACCCUCUAGAAGGGUGAAUGUCACCUCUGUUGCACAAUGGAUCUAUUUGUCGUCUUAGUGGUUUUUAGAGGAUGUAUUUCCUCACUGUGGCCUGAAGGUGGCAGUUUAGAUUUAAACAUUUGUUUAACGCAGGGUUUAUUUUCUUUUUGUUUCUUCUGUGGCUUUUUUCUAUUUUCUUUGUUGUGUGAGCCAUUUGCAUUGACUGGAGAGAAAAAAACGCUUUCUACACUGUAUUCCAUAAAUAAAGUUUUGAAUGUACUUAAAGCCCCCAAUGA
This is a messenger RNA of Esox lucius (northern pike), 4224 nucleotides long. RefSeq names its product amyloid beta (A4) precursor protein a (gene appa). Bases 198 to 2516 code for a protein of 772 amino acids. Gene Ontology annotation, biological process: axonogenesis; central nervous system development. The record is from RefSeq and is a predicted model, not a curated record. Gene Ontology annotation, cellular component: Golgi apparatus; plasma membrane; cell surface. The transcript is spliced from 17 exons. Lineage: Eukaryota; Metazoa; Chordata; Actinopteri; Esociformes; Esocidae. Gene Ontology annotation, molecular function: signaling receptor binding; heparin binding; serine-type endopeptidase inhibitor activity.